CUGGGGCGUUAGAAACCGCACACUAGAGCUGGCUGGCUCCCUCUGACAGUCUGGAGGACGUUUGGGACCUUGACCCCUAGUGAGGGGCACAAGAGAACAUCAUGCAGGAUCCAAAUGAAGACACAGAAUGGAAUGAAAUUUUAAGAGAUUUUGGCAUUCUUCCUCCAAAAGAAGAACCAAAAGAUGAAAUUGAGGAGAUGGUGUUACGCCUGCAGAAGGAGGCAAUGGUUUCUGUUUUAGUUAAACCGUAUGAGAAGAUGACCCUUGCACAGUUGGAUGAAGCUGAGGACGAGUUUGAUGAGGAAGAUAUAAAAGCCAUUGAGAUAUACAGAGAAAAGCGGUUACAGGAAUGGAAAGCACUUACGAAGAAACAAAAAUUUGGGGAAUUGAGAGAAAUUUCUGGAAAUCAGUAUGUGAAUGAAGUUACAAAUGCAGAAAAAGAUUUGUGGGUUGUAAUUCAUCUAUACAGAUCAAGCAUCCCCAUGUGCUUAUUGGUUAACCAGCAUCUUAGCCUCCUGGCAAGAAAGUUCCCCGAAACGAAAUUCCUUAAAGCCAUCGUGAAUAGCUGCAUUGAACACUACCAUGACAACUGUUUACCAACAAUUUUUGUUUAUAAAAAUGGUCAGAUAGAAGGCAAAUUCAUUGGAGUUAUAGAAUGUGGAGGGAUAAAUCUCAAGCUAGAAGAACUUGAAUGGAAACUAUCAGAAGUUGGCGCAAUACAGACUGACUUGGAAGAAAACCCCAAAAAAUGCAUUGCAGAUAUGAUGGUGUCUUCAAUUAGAAAUGUUUCCAUUUACGACAGCGACAGCUCCAACAGUGAUAAUGAUGCCAAAUAGAACUAGUUAAUAAAUAGUUUUAAAGUAUGUAUAAAAUGCUUUAUUUCCUAUUGACUUUAUAAUCAGAUAAAAAUGUAUGGACCUUAUUUUCAUCUUUAUGUAAGAACUAUAGCCUACAUGGCAACUGAAAAUCUUCCAGGUAUUUUAAGAUUAUUGUCUCUUGCAAAUAUGAAUUUUUGCUCCUUAAUAUUUUUCUGUGACUUAUUUUUUUCUGACUACUGUUGGACAACACCAACAAAUACUUUAAGUCUUCUGUGUUCCCUAAUCACUUCCAAAAAGACCCAUGAGAGGAAAUACAUAUAGCUUUAUAAGUUAAAUUAAUACAUUUUGUAUGUCUGCACCCAUGUCUGUAUAGGUGGCCAAGCCUGUGAGUGUGCAUGUGGAGGUCAGAGGUCGACUUUGGGUGCCUUCCUUAACUGCUCUCUGCCUUAAGUUCUGAGAUAGGGCCUCUCAUGACAAAGCGGGCCUGGCUGAGCAAGGAGUGCGCUCCCCUGUGCCAUCCUUAGGUCCUUGCACUGUGCUCCCCGAUGCUGCCUGACAGGCACACAGUGCCAAACCUGGCUUUGAGGUGGGUGCCGAGGACCCGGACCAAGGCUCGUGUUUGCAGUUCACCAGGGGAGCUGUCUCUACAGACUCUGAGUUGAUACAUCGUAGAGUCGAUUUUCUGGGAAAAUCUUAUCAAAGAAAUGGCUACCUAGUUAUGUCCAUUUAAUCCCUGAACGCCUCAUGAAAUGGAUGGAUUAAUUCUGGUUCAGGACACAACAGUGGUGGGCCGAAGGGAAGAGCCACAUUAUCCUGAAGUCACAAUGCCGUUUUUGUUUUUUGUGCUCUCUAAUGCAUGUAAACAUGAGCAUUAGCUUUCCUUCCAGUGAAACCAAGUGAAAACCUCUCCACAAUGUAGUCCUCUCCUUUGGUCUUAAAUUUUAUUUAUUUAUUUAUUUAUUUAUUUAUUUAUUUUGCUUUUUUGAGACAGGGUUUCUCUGUGUAGCUUUUGGAACCUGUCCUGGAACUCAUUUUGUAGACCAGGCUGGCCUCCAACUCACAGAGAUUCACCUGUCUCUGCCUCCCGAGUGCUGGGA
Messenger RNA from Peromyscus californicus insignis, 1915 nucleotides. It is a transcript of the gene Pdcl2, whose product is annotated as phosducin like 2. Lineage: Eukaryota; Metazoa; Chordata; Mammalia; Rodentia; Cricetidae. Bases 102 to 836 code for a protein of 244 amino acids. Gene Ontology annotation, biological process: protein folding. Gene Ontology annotation, cellular component: cytoplasm. The record is from RefSeq and is a predicted model, not a curated record. The transcript has 6 exons.